This is a messenger RNA of Auxenochlorella protothecoides, 1626 nucleotides long. Its product is annotated as T-complex protein 1 subunit delta. The record is from RefSeq and is a predicted model, not a curated record. Gene Ontology annotation, biological process: protein folding. Gene Ontology annotation, molecular function: ATP binding; ATP hydrolysis activity; ATP-dependent protein folding chaperone. Gene Ontology annotation, cellular component: chaperonin-containing T-complex. Bases 1 to 1626 code for a protein of 541 amino acids. The transcript has 9 exons. Lineage: Eukaryota; Viridiplantae; Chlorophyta; Trebouxiophyceae; Chlorellales; Chlorellaceae.
AUGGCGGGGACCACCGCAGCAGCACCUGCAGCUCGGAAGGGUGAAUUCCUCAGGGAGAAUGCGAACAAGAAGGAUGUGCGACUGAUGAACAUCGAGGCCGCCAAGGCCGUGGCAGAUGCGAUCCGCACCUCCCUGGGGCCCCGCGGCGCCGACAAGAUGGUGGCUCAGGCUGACGGCCACGUGAUCAUCACCAACGACGGCGCCACCAUCCUGAACAAAAUGACGGUGGAGCAGCCGGCGGCCAAGAUGCUGGUGGAGCUGGCAAAGUCGCAGGACGUGGUGGCCGGCGACGGCACCACCUCAGUCACGGUGCUGGCCGGCGCGCUGCUGAAGAAGUCGCUGGAGCUGCUGGAGCGCGGCGUGCACCCCACCAUCAUCUCCGACGCCUUCAACCUCGCCGUGGGCCGUGCGCUGGGCUUCUUGGAGGCCGCUGCGCUGCCCGUGGCGGCGGGGGACCGCGACGCGCUGGUCCGCGCUGCCAACACCUCCCUCUCCUCCAAGGUCGUGCACCAGUACUCCUCCCUCCUCUCCCCCAUGGCCGCCGACUGCAUCCUGGCCGUUUCCGACCCUGCCCGCCCCGAGGCCACCGACCUGCGGGACGUACGCCUGGUGACCAAGGUCGGUGGCACCAUCGACGACAGCGAGAUGGUGGAUGGCCUGGUGCUGGACCAGCGCGCGGCAAAGGCUGCCAGCGGUCCCACACGCAUCGAGAACGCCAAGAUUGCGCUCAUCCAGUUCCAAGUCUCCCCCCCCAAGUCCGACAUCGAGAACAAUGUCAUCAUCAGCGACUAUGCACAGAUGGACCGCAUCCUGAAGGCGAGUAGGAAUGGGUAUGCACCCGAGGAGCGCAACUACAUCCUGCAGCUGGUGAAGAAGAUCAGGGCCUCUGGCGCCAAUGUCCUGCUCAUCCAGAAGUCCAUCCUGCGCGACGCCGUCACCGACCUCUCCCUGCACUACCUGGCCAAGGCCAAGAUCAUGGUGGUGAAGGACAUUGAGCGCGAAGACAUCGAGUUCAUUAGCAAGACGCUGGGCUGCUCGCCCAUUGCGCACGUGGACCACAUGCGCGCCGACAAGCUUGCCAGCGCGGGCCUGGUGGAGGAGGUGCCCGUCGGCUCGGGCCGCGUGGUCAAGGUGACGGGAAUCGAGGCGCGCGGAGCGACCGCCACCGUGCUCCUCCGCGGCUCCAACUCGCUGGUGCUGGAGGAGGCGGAGCGCUCCCUGCACGACGCGCUCUGCGUCGUGCGCUGCCUGGUCCAGAAGCGGUUCCUCAUCGCCGGCGGCGGGUCGCCGGAGAUCGAGCUGGCCGUCAAGUUGGGCCAAUGGGCCAAGACCCUGGUGGGCAUGGAGAGCGUGUGCGUGCGGGCGUUUGCCGAGGCCCUGGAGAUCAUCCCGGGCACCCUGGCGGAGAAUGCGGGCAUGAAUCCCAUCGAGGUGGUGACCGAGCUGCGGCGGCUGCAUGCCGCAGGGCACCAACACCACGGCAUCAAUGUGCGCAAGGGGUCGGUGACGGACAUGCUGGAGGAGAAGGUGGUGCAGCCCCUGCUGGUGACCUCCUCUGCGCUUUCCCUGGCCACGGAGUGCGUGCGCAUGAUCCUCAAGAUCGACGACAUUGUGCCCGUCCGAUAG